AUGCUCAUGAUAGCGGUGCAAAUUACGCUGCUCAAGGUUGCGCUCGACAAUCGGCCGCCCAGUGGUGAAAAGAACGGUCUGCAGCACAUACCCUUCGCGGGGCAUUCCCGCUCUGCUCUCGAAGAGCUACUGAGUGUUCGCCGCCCCUACGACUUCUGGCGCUGGUCCAACAGCAAGUCGUAUUUCGUCUUUCUGGGAUACUUCGCGGGGAGCCUCGCUGUCAUUCAGAUUCUGUUGCCGUGGCUAGCGUACAGUCCGGCGUACGUGGGGCUCCUGGGAUAUACGGGACUGGCCAUCGAGGCGACGCUGCCGCUGCCUCAAAUUUACAAGAACCACAGUGCGCGGAGCUGCAAGGGGUUUCGGGUCAGUGUGAUCAUCAAUUGGUUGAUGGGCGAUGCGAUGAAGAUGUGCUACUUUUUUGGGGCGAGCGAGCCGGUGCCCUGGCCGUUCAAGCUGUGUGGUAUGUUCCAGGCCGCAUGCGAUGCGUAUCUGGGUUUGCAGUUUUGGAUGUAUGGAAGCGAGAGGGGGAGUGCGAGGGACAUUCAGAUGGCGACGCCGGGGAAGAGUAUCCUAGGCUGA
Molecule: messenger RNA, 579 nt
Organism: Cyphellophora europaea CBS 101466
Lineage: Eukaryota; Fungi; Ascomycota; Eurotiomycetes; Chaetothyriales; Cyphellophoraceae
Exons: 1
Coding region: 1-579 (192 amino acids)
Biological process (GO): retrograde transport, endosome to Golgi; phospholipid translocation
Cellular component (GO): trans-Golgi network; endosome
Source: RefSeq, a predicted model, not a curated record